AUGUCCUAUCGUCUGUCUGCUUUCUGGACUCUUCUGAUAGCGGCAACGGUCACGCACGGGACCUCACUGUCUAGCACAGUACAGGUCACACUCAAUGGUACAACUCUCACCGGGAAGCACUUGACAGACAGCGGCAUAGAGUUCUUCGGAGGCAUCAAGUAUGGCGAUGCAGGGCGGUUCCAGAUCGCGGAGGCGCAUGUACUCUCGAACUCAACCCGCGACAGCAUCAACGCAACGGCUUUCGGAAAAGCGUGCUUCCAACCUUUGUUCGGGGAAACCCUAUCAUAUAGUGAUCUCUCGGACGACUGCCUGAGUGUCAAUAUCUGGCGCCCGGCGGGAGCGCGGUCUCUUCCUGUACUCUUGUGGCUAUAUGGUGGCGCAUAUAUCCAGGGUGAUACAUCUAUGUACGACGGCACCGGCCUCGUUGCGCGUAGCAUCGCUCAGGACACCCCAAUUAUAUUCGCCAGCAUUAAUUACCGUCUCGGACCUUGGGGUUUCCCUCAAGGAGUCGCCGCCACACAAGCAGGCAUACUCAACCUUGGGCUGAAGGACCAGCUUCUGGCUAUGCAGUGGAUCCAAGAUAAUGUCGCGACAUUUGGCGGGGACCCUGACCGGGUUACUGUAGUGGGUCAAAGCGCCGGCGGAGGGUCGAUACAAAUACAUCACCUCAACCCGGAAGCCGACGGCUUAUUUCGCGCAUCGAUCAUGCAGUCUCCCUCGACCGUCCCUUUCUUCAACGGUACAAUUCGCGAAGCCUAUUGGGAGCAAUUGUCGCUCCUGGCAGGAUGCCCGACGUCACCAGAUCUUGACUGUCUCGAAGCCGUCGACGACGAUGUUUUGUGGAACGCAUCCCUUCCCCUCUUUGACACACUUGGCGAUGCUAUCCGCGGCGGCGACUAUCCCUUCGUCCCGAACAUUGACGGCGAAUUGAUCGUCGAUUCUCCCGCUGCUCUCGAGAGUGCAGGUUCCUUGCUGCACAAGCCGUUCAUCAUUGGCACCAACCUUGAUGAAGGUACGACUUUCGCGCCUUUCGGCCUGCAGAACGAAUCGGACUUUCUGGAGUUCCUGGCAUCGAACACAAACCCGUUGGCUGCAGCAGACGUCGCGGCAGCGGAGCCGACUGUACUUGCUCUCUUCCCAGACGAUCCAACGUCCUAUAGUCCUGCGGCUGCGAACGAAGGGUUUCCUCUGGGGGCUCAGUUCACGCGAGCAAGCGCUGUGGCUGGUGACGCUGGAUUUCUUGAACCGGCUCGGUUCUUUGCGCAAUCGGCUGUCAAUGCUUCCAAUGCCGAUGUCUACGUGUAUCGCUUCUCGGCCCAAGAGUCGGUCACUAACGCGUCACUGGGAGUAACACACGGUUCCGAGUUGCCCUUCCUCUUUGACUCUGACAAGUACGCAGACGGGAUCUCCGAGGCUCUCGCCGAUGCAUGGAUCAGCUUCGUCGCGGAUCUUCAACCUAGCGUACGCCUUGACGGCCAUGAGCAGCACUGGCCACGGUAUUCGGGUUCGACUGGACAGGUUGUAGAGUUCGUGGGCGGCAAAGAAGUAGCGCACCUCAUUCCCGACACGUUCGAGGUCAAUCGGACCGAUUUCAUCGCGGCCAACCCUGAUAUCUUCGCUCAUUGA
This is a messenger RNA of Peniophora sp. CBMAI 1063, 1626 nucleotides long. The record is from the annotation of a GenBank genome assembly. NCBI's taxonomy places the organism in Eukaryota, Fungi, Basidiomycota, Agaricomycetes, Russulales, Peniophoraceae.